UGUUUCAUCUUUGGUGAUGGUCUAAAAGAUGAUAAAUGGCUUGUUGAGAAUUUUGGCCAUAGUUUAAGUCGUCUAGAACUGAAGGACUUGCUUCCAGAAACGUGGCUUCAUGGUUAUAUUUUGACUGCUGUAGCUUGUAAAUUAGCUGUUGAUGUUAGGGCUUGGGGGAAAAAUGGACCUUGGUACCUUCCAUCCAAUUUUGAGGAUUUGGUUGUGAAAAUGGGUUGGACUCCAAAAAAAGCCGUGGAAAAUUAUAAGAACCUAUAUCUUUGCGGCACCUUUGAAUGCACCAAGAUAUAUUUGCCAAUGAAUGAUGAGAACCGCCAUUGGUUUCUUAUUGUGGUUUUCAUGGACCAAAAGGUAGUGCAUGUAGUGGACUCUUUGCGUACUGAUUUG
Molecule: messenger RNA, 396 nt
Organism: Linum tenue
Lineage: Eukaryota; Viridiplantae; Streptophyta; Magnoliopsida; Malpighiales; Linaceae
Source: the annotation of a GenBank genome assembly